UAUUACAUAGAUUAUUACACUAUAGUUACCAUGGUAUAAGGGCUAUUUUAUGAUUUACCAUAUACUGUAUACUGCUCCAGACGUGGCCCCGGCACCAGAGGCCCCCAACAGAACACCCCAGGUCAUCCUUCACCCUGUCCUGUCUGAGCCUGGAAUCGAGGUGAACCCUUUAAACCCUUUACUACAGAUUGAAGUUGAACCAACAUCAGACAACGAGGAGGGCAACGAUGAGGCGGAGUACUCGGAGGAUGAGUUUGAGGAUAUGAACCUGUCUCUGCUGUCAGCCCGUAACUUCCCCCGUAAAGCCAGCCAGACCUCCAUCUUUCUCCAGGAGUGGGACAUCCCCUUCGAACAGCUAGAGAUAGGGGAGCUCAUCGGGAAAGGUCGCUUCGGCCAAGUGUUCCAUGGGCGCUGGCAUGGCGAGGUGGCCAUCCGCCUCAUCGACAUCGAGCGUGACAAUGAGGACCAGCUCAAGGCCUUCAAGAGGGAGGUGAUGGCCUACCGAAACACUCGGCACGAGAAUGUGGUCCUCUUCAUGGGCGCCUGCAUGAGCCCUCCACACCUGGCCAUCAUCACCAGCUUGUGUAAGGGAAGGACUCUAUAUUCGGUGGUGAGGGAUGCCAAAGUCAUCCUGGAUGUCAACAAGACCAGACAGAUCGCCCAGGAGAUGGUUAAGGGGAUGGGCUAUCUCCACGCCAAGGGGAUCCUACACAAGGAUAUGAAGUCCAAGAAUGUCUUCUACGACAAUGGCAAAGUGGUCAUUACCGACUUCGGACUUUUCACCAUAUCUGGGGUUCUGCAAGCUGGCAGCCGUAGAGAGGACAAACUGAGAAUCCCCAGUGGAUGGCUUUGUCACCUGGCUCCUGAAAUAGUCUCUCAGCUCUCCCCUGAAACAGAGGAGGACAAGCUGCCUUUCUCCAAACAGUCAGAUGUCUUUGCUUUCGGCACUAUCUGGUAUGAGUUGCAUGCACGUGAGUGGCCUUACAAGAACCAGCCAGCAGAGGUUAUCAUCUGGCAGGUGGGCAGUGGGAUGAAGCCCAACCUCACACAGAUCGGCAUGGGCAAAGAGAUAUCGGACAUCCUGCUCUUUUGCUGGGCGUUCGAGCAGGAUGAAAGGCCCAGCUUCUCCAAGCUGGUGGAUCUGCUGGAAAAGUUGCCAAAACGGAACCGUCGCCUUUCCCACCCAGGGCACUUCUGGAAGUCAGCUGAGUGCAGUUGACCAAGACCCCCUGAAUCUAGACUUCUCAACAUCCUCUGAAAUCAUAUUUUUGGUUUAUUGUUUAAUCACAUGGAAUAUAUGUUUUAUUUGAUUACUCGAAUGACCUGUUCAGUUUGUUUGUUAGCUUAUUUAUUUUGGAAUGUCUUUUUCUCAAUGUCAUGUUUUUUUGUGUCAUGAAUCACUUAAUUAUCUAUGGAAAAUACAUUUUUAUGAACAAAUGUGUGUUUUGUGUUUUCUUUUCGUUAUGAAAUUGUUUUUAUAAUGAAAGUAAUUAUUUUACGAAUUGUGAAAUUUACAUUUUUAAGUCAUUGUCUUGCCAUUUCCCUUGUAUGUCAACUGUCUCUGUCAUGUGUUUGACCCUGGUUACCUCAUGGCCUCUCAUGUGUGAAUGUCUACAUGUUUGUGUUUUCUACGUUUGUCUCAAAGCUUUAUCUUAUAGUCAUUAUUUACUAUUGAAUGUGAUCACUCCCGCCAAUUGUAGGGCUGGAUGAUGGUACAGUACCUUGGUAGGAAACUGUUCUCCAAUUAGGCCUACACUGACUGACCAGAAGUAUCUCACUCUAAUGUGAAAACACUGACACUUGAAAUGUAUGUCAUUACAGUACCUACAAUGAACUUGCUUAAACACCUUGGAGAAUUGCUGUUACUGAGCCCAUGGAGAAAUAGGUGGUAUAGUGGUUACUUUAUUGUUUUAAAGUGGACGAGGGUAAUCACAGAUGUAUAGCUAGCUAAGCUCACUAUUUACCUCCAUUAAUUAUGACACAAUCGAUUUACUUCAGGAAUUCUUCAGCCCUAUAAUUGACAAAGCACUUUCUGAACGGACACCAUGAUACAUUUUAUUCUAGUAACAUGACAGUGUCCAUGACCUGGCCAUUUGUAUAAUGACCAGGUCUGCGAUAUUUAAAAUUUAGCUAGCUAGAGCCCAGUCAGACUGAAUGAUAUCAUUAUGGAUGGAAAGAAGUGUCUCAGUAAGAACUGUAUAGCAACUGCUUUGGAGUCUGUACAGCCAUGUCUUAUAUAGAUGCAGAUAAUCCAGUCCUGUAUAAAGCCAUUUCUACUACACUAUAUUAUACAGUUUCCGACAGUGUUGGAAAUGCAUACAAACAAUUCGCUGCUGUUUUUUUGGAGUACAUCUGUCUAUUUUGGAUUUUCUGGGAUUCCGAUAUUGUACGUGGUCAUUUAUAUGUGUACUGUAUAAAACUUCUAAGUGCAUGAAAUGGACUAUAAAGGAUCUAUUCUUGUUAUUACGAUAAAAAGCUGACUCCUUCAGCUUUAUGGGGUGGCAGGCAGGUAGCCUAGUGGUUAGAAAAUUUGGCCAGUAACCGAAAGAUUGCUGGCUCGAAUUCCCGAGCUGACAAGGUAAACAUCUGUCGUUCUGCCCCUGAGCAAGGCAGUUAACCCACUGUUCCCCGGGCGCCGAAGACAUGAAUGUUGAUUGUGGCAGCCCCCCGCACCUCUCUGAUUCAGAGGGGUUGGGUUAAAUGUGGAAGACACAUUUCAGUUGUACAACUGAUCACUGGAUUAUUUUCUGAUUUACCUGUUGUAAGCAUAGGGCCAUCAAACGAUACGUAUACAACAGUUAAACUGCUGGCUUUGUAAAAAAGGAAAUGUUAAAAAAUGAUGUUUAAGAGAAUUAUUGUAAUAUUAUAUUUAUACAUUAUAAUAGCCUAUCAUGAAGAGGAAUAACAAAUUGUGCUGAAUUCGACAAGAAUCUGACCAGAAAACGAUUCAACAUUUAGUGUCAAGUGUACAUAACAGAUUAUAGACCUACAAUCUUUAUCAUCAGUUGCUGUAAAUCAAUAUUACGGCAGCACUUUAUAAAAACUCCACGUAAUAAUGCAUUUAUAAGGAAUUAAUACAGAAUUUAUUCAUAAUUUAUUAAUCAUUACUGCCACAUUUGUAAAUGUUAUUAACCUAUUUAUUCACACAUUUAUAAACAACUUUUAAGGUAUUUCAAAAUGAUUCAUAAGAUCAUUCAAAAUAUGUUUAAUAUAGGUCCUUAUAAGCAUUUACUAAUCAUUAGUUGUCUUUUUUAUAAAUACUUAAUAAACGUUUUGCAUGGCUAGUGUAAUUUCCAUCAAAAAGAUGGACAUGCCAUUGCUAGACAUUCCAGCAGUACCUGGUGCUCCUUAAGGUCUCAAAAUGUCCCUCUAGAACAUAUCAAUGGUUAAACAAUGAACCUACCAGGUACAACCCCAAAUCCGUAAACACGGGCAC
Molecule: messenger RNA, 3436 nt
Organism: Salmo salar (Atlantic salmon)
Lineage: Eukaryota; Metazoa; Chordata; Actinopteri; Salmoniformes; Salmonidae
Source: RefSeq, a predicted model, not a curated record